This is a messenger RNA of Vanessa atalanta (red admiral), 2572 nucleotides long. RefSeq names its product 6-phosphofructo-2-kinase/fructose-2,6-bisphosphatase (gene Pfrx). Gene Ontology annotation, biological process: fructose metabolic process; fructose 2,6-bisphosphate metabolic process. Lineage: Eukaryota; Metazoa; Arthropoda; Insecta; Lepidoptera; Nymphalidae. The record is from RefSeq and is a predicted model, not a curated record. The coding region runs from base 415 to 1968 and encodes 517 amino acids. The transcript has 10 exons. Gene Ontology annotation, molecular function: fructose-2,6-bisphosphate 2-phosphatase activity; 6-phosphofructo-2-kinase activity; ATP binding. Gene Ontology annotation, cellular component: cytosol.
CGUCUUCCGAGAUCUCGCAUUCCGUCUGAGCGAACCGCUAUACGUUUUAACGUCUAGGACAGACCGCGCAUCGCUUUGAUGUUUUUAUAAUUACAUUGUAGAAUACAAAGCUAUACAAAUCCUAUAAUCUGCCGUAUUAUUUGACACUCACACUAGGGUGUCGUAAUUCAAUUAUUGUUUGAAUAUAAAAGUGUGGUGCCAUUUCUAAUCUUCUCGUAAUUCUUAGGAUUGAACAUUACCGACACAAACUGCGCAGCGCAGCGCAUACGCUCGAGUGAGACGAUAUAUCUCAUAUUCCAUAAGUUUCCACAAAAUCAGCUGAUAACAUUGCAUCGUCGUUACUCGGAGUAUCGGCUCGGAGUUCGAGCGCCUUGUCACAACUCACAGUCAGUCAUGCCGCGAUAGUGAACGCAGAUGGAUGUGUUAAACGGUCCGUCGCUGCGGUUACGCGGCGGCGUCAAUAGCAAUUGUGAAAAUAAAAAACAUGAAUUGAAUCUGUGCACCAGUGUCAUGUCGCCGGAGACGCAGCGGCUCCUGCCUCCGACUACAGAGACUAUUAUGACGAAGCCGUUCCCUAUAAGAGGUGAACGAGCCAACUAUGUGAACAUUCCUCAUGUCAUUGCGAUGGUCGGCCUGCCAGCUCGUGGCAAGACAUACAUAUCUAAGAAACUUUCACGUUACCUCAAUUGGAUAGGAAUUAAUACCAGGGUUUUUAAUCUCGGCGAGUAUAGACGCCACGCGACCACCGCCUACACCAGCCAUGAGUUUUUCCGCGCAGACAACAAGGAGGCGAUGGCGAUACGGCAGCAGUGUGCGCUCGACGCGCUGCACGACGUCUGCGAGUGGCUCGUCAAGGGCGGAGAGGUGGCCGUGUUUGAUGCGACCAACUCGACGAUGGAACGACGGCGUAUGAUCCGCGACAUCGUCGUUCACAAGAUGGGCUUUAAGUUAUUUUUAGUAGAGUCCAUCUGCGACGAUCCAAGGAUCAUUGAACAAAAUAUUAUGGAGGUAAAAGUGAGCAGCCCAGACUACACGAAUAUACAGGAUACAGAUAAUGUUUUAGAUGAUUUCCUUCUAAGAAUAGAACAUUAUAAGGAAAAGUAUGAACCAUUGGACGAAACACUCGAGUCUGACUGCAGCUUUAUGAAGAUAUAUGAUACAGGGGAAAAAGUCGUUGUACAUAAACACGAAGGACACAUACAGAGUAGGAUUGUAUACUAUCUCAUGAACAUACAUAUUGUACCUAGAACUAUUUAUUUGACUAGGCACGGCGAGAGCCUGCACAACCUGGUGGGGCGCAUCGGCGGCGACAGCGAGCUGUCGGCGCGCGGCAAGCAGUACGCCAGCGCGCUGGCCGGAUACAUCGAGCAGCAGAGCAUCCCCGGCCUGCGCGUGUGGACGUCGUGGAUGCGGCGCGCCAUUCAGACCGUCAAGGACGUGCGCGCGCCGCAGGAGCGCUGGAAGGCGCUCAACGAGAUCGACGCCGGCAUCUGUGAAGAGAUGACCUACGCUGAGAUCCAAAGUAAAUACCCGUCCGAUUUCAACGCGCGGGACGCGAAUAAAUUCGCGUACCGUUACCCUCGCGGGGAGAGCUACGAGGAUCUGGUGGCGAGGCUGGAACCAGUCAUCAUGGAGCUGGAGCGGCAGGGCAACGUGCUGGUGGUCUCACACCAGGCUGUCAUGCGCUGCCUGCUCGCGUAUUUCCUUGACAAAUCCGCCGAGGAGCUGCCGUACCUGCACGUGCCGCUGCACACUGUGAUCAAGCUGACACCGGUCGCGUACGGCUGUCGCGAGGAACACAUCAAGCUGUCCGUGGAAGCCGUGGACACGCACCGCCCCAAGCCUUCUGAGGAAGGUGACGACUCAUCUGGCUCAGACGUGAUACCAGCUCCGCCUAUUAAGCCGCCAGUCCCACCCAUACUCAAUGGGGACACCAAUGGAGAAAACAAAGAAAAUUAUAAUAAUUAACACAAGCUACUCUAGCUCAACACCAUAAACAAUAUAGAAGCUUAUAGUAAAAGAAGUUUGACCAAUUGUGAAAUGCGUACAGAUAAAAUAAAACUGUGGUAAAAUAUGGCGUAUGGUCUGUGAGUCGAAUUUGAGACUGAUAAGUGAUUUUAGACUAAUCUUUCAUUUUAUAACCGCAUUAUAAAAUAUAAAAAAAAAUGAAAUUAAAUUUCAUUAUCAUUUCGUCACUCGUAUCUGAAAAUGCGCGGAGUUACACAGUUCAUGUCAAAAGGACAAUACGUAUUAUCUUAUGUACUAAGAUGAAUUUAAAAUAAAGUCCGGCCAAUAUUAGAUGAAAAUCGUCGUGUUUUUUAUACUAUCAACGUAAUAAAUAAAUAAUUGUUGUCUAUGUUUUCUACAUUGUUAAAUUCAUUCAAUUGAUAGAUUUUUUUUUAUAUAAUUUAUUUAAAUCACCAAAUUAGGUAUCAAAUACCGCGAGUUUUUAUGUUUAUUUUCCUACCAAAGAUAACUGACUAUAUUGAGUUUUAGGUACUUUUGGAAUGUGAUUAUUUUUAAUAUUUAUUAUUAUAACUUCAAGACCAAUAAUGUAAUAUAAUGUUUCGUA